AUGGGUUGUGAUGGUGGUACUAUUCCCAGAAGAGAUGAACUUGUCCGAGUCAAAAAGAAGCCAGAGGUGAAAGAUAAAGAUGCUGAACUUGCCUUCAAAUGGAGGUGCUGCACAAUCACCCAAGAAAUCCUCUCAGAGCCCAUUGUGGUUUGCCACUUGGGAAAACUUUACAGCAAGAUGUCUCUCAUUGAAGCUCUGCUGGAUAGAACUACCCUUCCAGAAGCAUGCAGGCACAUCAAGAGCCUCAAAGAUGUUAAGGAUGUGAAACUCACAAACAACCCAGAAUUCAAAGGUGGGGAAGACAAAAAAGAGGGCUCUUUGGAUCACAGAUCUGCCCCAUAUGUCUGCCCAGUUUUGAGUCUUGAAAUGAGUGGGAAAUCCAGAUUUGUGGCACUGUGGUCUUGUGGAUGUGUGUUUUCUGAGCGUGCAUUGAAAGAAAUAGGCACAAAGAAUUGCCACAAAUGUACAAAGCCUUUUGAAGAUGAUGAUGUUGUUAUCAUAAAUGGCAAUGAUGAAGAUUUGGAUCUAAUGAAAGUUAGGAUGGAGAUCAGGCAAGCCAAAAAUAAGAAGAAAAAGGUAAAGAAGGAAGUUGAAUCUGAGGUUCCAAGUUCAGAACAAAGCAUUUCUACAAAGACAACAAAGAGAACAACUAACUGUGGCAAAGGGGAAGAGAGCAUCAAGAAAAUGAGAGUAGAAGAAGCUACUUCAUUGUCGAAAAUUGGGAAUGUUAUCUCUGGAGGAAAGGUCACAAAAGCUGAGGAACUGAGAAAAAUGAAACCUGAAUACAGUGUGGCCAAAGAUAAUCAUGUCACAAAGGUUUAUAAGUCCUUGUUCACUACUCAUCAGUCUGAAAAAGACCAAAAUAGGGCUCAUUGGGUGACUUAUAAUCCAUUCUACAAUUAG
Molecule: messenger RNA, 903 nt
Organism: Phaedon cochleariae (mustard beetle)
Lineage: Eukaryota; Metazoa; Arthropoda; Insecta; Coleoptera; Chrysomelidae
Source: the annotation of a GenBank genome assembly